This is a messenger RNA of Postia placenta MAD-698-R-SB12, 162 nucleotides long. RefSeq lists its product as hypothetical. The record is from RefSeq and is a predicted model, not a curated record. NCBI's taxonomy places the organism in Eukaryota, Fungi, Basidiomycota, Agaricomycetes, Polyporales, Adustoporiaceae. The transcript has 2 exons. The annotation marks the transcript as partial.
CCACCAAUGGAUAACGAAUCGAACAAGGAAAUUUUCAUCGUGAGCAAGGACGGCAUAGACCAGCAUGCCCACAUCUUGGAGCGCCGAGCACAGGAGGUGUACGUGCAUUAUGUAAAUAUGGACAAGAGGCUCGACGAAUGGAUACCCACGAGCGCCGUGCGA